AUGGUUGAUAUAGUUCUUCCUGAUUUUCAUUUACAGGCUGCUCGCAAAAACAUACCUACUUUAGUUGAUGUGGAAAUGGAAGGGGAAGGGUUUGCUGAUCUUCUAAAAUUGGCUGAUUAUGCUGUAUGCUCAGAAAAAUUUCCUCAGGCAUGGACAGAGGCAUCAUCUAUGCCAAGUGCACUUGUGUCCCUGCUUUUGAGAUUGCCAAAUUUGAAAUUUGUCAUUGUGACCUUGGGCGAAAAUGGAUGCAUAAUGCUUGAGAGAAGUGUAAAUGAGAAUCCCGAUCUAGAGGAAAUUGAUGUAGACAGCUUAUUGGAAACCCUAGAACAGAGAAAGGAAGAGAGUGUAGCCUCCCCAACAUGUGUAUCAUCGUUAGAGACGAAAUUGAGGGCAAAUGGGAUAGGAACAAUGUGCGGGAGAUUAUUUGUUGGAACAGCUGAGAAGAUUCCACCUUCAGAACUUACUGAUACCACUGGUGCAGGUGAUGCAUUUAUUGGGGCAGUUCUUUAUGCCAUCUGCGCCAACAUGCUACCAGAGAAAAUGUUGCCAUUCGCGGCCCAAGUGGCAGCCGCCAGUUGUAGGGCUUUGGGGGCUCGAAGUGGUCUUCCACACAGGACAGAUCCACGGUUGGCAUCCUUUUUACAGUAGGAUUUUGGAUUAGUUAUCAAGUCAUUGGCAUUGUAGAAUUUCCAAUCCCGACCAUGAUAACCAGUAGCUAUCAUAGUGUCACGUUCCGUUUGUAGUCCUCCAUGCCCUGUACAGCCGUUGAGUUUUGGCUAUCGUUAUUGCUGUCUAUGAACAGAGGAAGCGUGUUUGCUGCCAUGAAUGUUUUCUUUUUUAAAUAAAUUUUCUAAUAAAUGUAAAAUGAUAAUUUACCCAUAGUACUGUUAAAAUCUUCAUUUAUAUUUCUGAACUCUUAGUGGUUUGGAUGAGAAUCUCAUGGCUAUCGUUAUUGCUGUCUGUGA
This is a messenger RNA of Pistacia vera, 965 nucleotides long. RefSeq lists its product as uncharacterized. The record is from RefSeq and is a predicted model, not a curated record. The transcript is spliced from 7 exons. The coding region runs from base 1 to 648 and encodes 215 amino acids. Lineage: Eukaryota; Viridiplantae; Streptophyta; Magnoliopsida; Sapindales; Anacardiaceae. Gene Ontology annotation, molecular function: kinase activity.